This is a messenger RNA of Colletotrichum paranaense, 1599 nucleotides long. Its product is annotated as diacylglycerol kinase catalytic domain-containing protein. Gene Ontology annotation, cellular component: membrane; cytoplasm; intracellular membrane-bounded organelle. The transcript is spliced from 4 exons. Bases 1 to 1599 code for a protein of 532 amino acids. Lineage: Eukaryota; Fungi; Ascomycota; Sordariomycetes; Glomerellales; Glomerellaceae. The record is from RefSeq and is a predicted model, not a curated record. Gene Ontology annotation, biological process: phosphorylation; sphingosine biosynthetic process.
AUGGCCACCCUCGCAGGGGAACACAAUACGGCCCCGAACGGGACCGAGUCCAUCUCCGAGUCUUCCCAAUCCUACGGCAAGCCCGCCUCUAGAAACGGCCCACCAGAGACGAUCAAGGUCGACGGCAACAAAUCUUUGACUCAAACGUCGGAGAAUCUCCUUCUGAAUGACCCAACAGCGAACAAAGCCAACCGGACUUGCGGUUUUGCUGGGUUUGGCGCAUCAGCACCCUCGACGCAAACCGUCCCCUUGUACAACGUCCUCUGGGCCGACCAGACGGGAGAGACCCUCACAAUCGACUACGCGAAACAAGCCGGCAAGCAACGAGUACAGGCAGCGAAAUGGACUUUUACGGUUAACGACACGGAGAGCCCGGAUGUCAAGUCCUGGAUCGAUACCCUCAUGAGAAAGGCAUAUGGCCCGGCGAAACUAUGCAAGAGAGCAAAGGUCUUGGUUAACCCGCAUGCCGGACCGGGAGGCGCGGAAAAGAAGUGGCGCGUAGACGUCGAGCCUCUGUUCAAGGCGGCGCGCAUGCCCAUGGACGUGGAGCACACCACCUACUCAGGCCAAGCUCUUGAAAUAGCGCGGGAAGUCGACGUGGACGCGUUCGACACGAUUGUCACCUGCUCUGGUGAUGGUUUGGCCCACGAGGUAUUCAAUGGUCUGGGUCAGCGGCCCGAUGCGUCGCAAGCGCUACACAAGAUUGCUGUCUCGCACAUUCCCUGCGGCUCGGGCAAUGCGAUGAGCUGCAAUCUCUACGACUCGUAUCGACCGUCGAUCUGCGCUCUUGCCAUCAUCAAGGGAGUUGAGACCCCAAUGGAUCUGGUCAGCAUCACACAGGGCGACCGACGCACCCUCAGUUUCUUGAGUCAGGCCCUUGGCGUAGUGGCCGAGAGCGACCUGGCUACCGAGCACUUGCGGUGGAUGGGCGGCGCGCGCUUCACCUGGGGCUUCUUGGUUAGAAUAUUCGAAAAGAAGUGCUACCCCUGCGACUUGGCUGUCAAGGUCGAGAUCGAGGACAAAGCGGGCGUCAAGAAGCACUACAAGGAGUACAUGCGCAGCGCGUCGGUAACACAUUCGGGCGCUAGCGAGCCUCCGAGAGCGGAGAAUGCUGAUGCUGUUUCGAGUCCUUUCGGUGACCAGGAGGGACUGCCGCCUUUGAGAUUCGGCACCAUCAACGAUGCUCUGCCAGACGGAUGGGAACUGAUACCCCAUGACAAGAUGGGCAACUUUUAUUGCGGAAAUAUGGCAUACAUGGCCGCCGACGCCAACUUCUUCGCCGCUGCUCUCGCCAAUGAUGGUCUGAUGGACCUUGUCUGCAUAGACGGAGACAUGUCAGUCGGCGCCCAACUGAGCAUGCUAAUGUCUGUGGAGAAUGGAAAAUUCUUUGACAACUCUUUGGUAUCGUACCGCAAGAUUUCCGCCUACAGGAUCAUUCCAAAGAACCAGAAAGACGGCUACAUCAGCAUCGACGGUGAAAAGGUGCCCUUUGAGCCCUUCCAGGCCGAGAUUCACCACGGUCUGGGGAGGGUCAUUUCGAAGCGUGGCAAGUACGAAGCCCCCGGUCCCUUGGGCUGGGAGAAGAUGUCCCUACCCUAA